AUGGUCGUCUUCAACCUCAUCCACGCACCCCCAGUUACGAGGUUCGAGUCCGACAAGCCCGAGUCGCGCACCUUCGCGCGCCAGCACGAGCUCCCGCGUCUCCCUAUCCCGUCGCUCGAGGACACAUGCCGCCGGUACCUGACCGCGCUCGAGGGCCUCCAGGAUCCAAAGGAGCACGCGAAGACGAAGGUCGCGGUCGAGGACUUCCUCAGGAACGAUGGGCCGAGGUGGCAGGAACGGCUUCUGAAGUACGCUGAGGACAAGGCCAGCUACAUCGAGGAGUUCUGGUACGAGUCGUACCUCUCCCACUCGGACCCAGUCGUGCUUGCCCUCAACCCAUUCUUCGUCCUCGAGAAUGACCCAACACCAGACCGAGGGUCGCAGCUCCCUCGCGCAGCCUCUCUCAUUCUCUCCUCUCUUGGCUUCAUCCAUGACCUGCGGGCGGGAAUGCUGGAGCCCGAUGCCGUCCGGGGGACACCGCUUGACAUGGACCAGUACACAAGACUCUUCGGUACCGCUCGGAUACCCACCGAUAGAGGAUGCCGGAUGGAGAUCCACACGGACUCGCGGCAUAUCGUCGUACUAAGGCGCGGCCAAUUCUACUGGUUUGACGUUCUCGAUGCAGAGAACCGACCCGUCCUAACAGAACAGGAGAUCCACCGCAACCUCCAGGCCAUCGUCAGGGAUGCUGAGGAGCUACCAGUUCACGAGGUUGCCCGGAAUUCCAUCGGUGUGCUUUCAACCGAGAACCGCAAGGUGUGGUCGAGCUUGCGGGACGCGCUCUCCAACAACCACAACAACGAGUCUUGCCUGCAAAUCAUCGACAAUGCGUUGUUUAUAGUUUGUCUCGAUGACGCAACGCCCGACAACCUCGCCGAACUGUGCAACAACUUCCUCUGCGGAACGUACAACCUGAAGGGUGGCGUGCAGGUCGGGACUUGCACAAACCGGUGGUACGACAAGCUGCAAAUCAUCGUCUGCGCAGACGGCUCCGCCGGCAUCAACUUCGAGCACACGGGAGUUGACGGACACACCGUCCUCCGCUUUGCCGCCGACAUCUUCACCGAGGGCCUCAUGCUGCUCGCGCGCUCCAUCAACCCUUCCGCGCCGACACUCUUCCACGCGCCGCUCUCGCCGUACGCCAAGUCAUACAAGCCUCCGCGCAACGCGCCCGCGCACGCCGCCGCGAAGCGGACCCCGCCGACCUACGUGAUCGACACGGUGCCCAAGAAGCUCGAGUGGACGCUGUACCCCGAGCUCCGCGCGGCGAUCCGGUUUGCGGAGACGCAUCUGAGCGACUUGAUCUGCCAGAAUGAUUGCCAGGCGUUGGAGUUCAAGGGAUAUGGGAAGAAUUUCAUCACGAGCCAUGGGUUUAGCCCGGAUGCGUUUGUGCAGAUGGCGUUCCAGGCGGCGUACUAUGGGUUAUAUGGUAGGAUUGAAUGCACUUACGAACCCGCCAUGACGAAGCACUUCUUGCACGGCCGCACAGAAGCGAUCCGCACCGUACAACCGCAGACGGUCAGCUUCGUCAAGACCUUCUUCUCCGAAGCGCCUCUCGCGCAGAAGAUCACCGCCCUCCGGAACGCCUGCCUGGGGCACGUCAAGCUCACGAAAGAGUGCAGCCAAGGAUUCGGGCAGGACCGGCACCUCUAUGCGCUCUACUGCCUCAUCCAGCGCGACCGCGAGGCCGCCGCGGAGGCGGAGCCGCCGCUGUCGCCCGGGGGCAGCACGACGUCGAGCUCGAGCAGCGGCGCGGAUAAGCCGCCCCUGCCCGCGAUCUUCGGGGAUGCGGGGUGGCGGGCGCUGGGCACGAGUAUCCUGUCGACGUCGAACUGCGGGAACCCUGCGUUGAGGUUGUUUGGGUUCGGCCCCGUCGCGGCGGAUGGGUACGGGAUUGGGUACAUCAUCAAGGACGAGGGCAUCUCUGUAUGUGCGUCUUCGAAGCAUUUGCAGACCCGGAGGUUCUUGGACACCCUCGAGGGCUACCUUCUCGAUAUCAAGCGGAUGCUCAUCCAGCAGCAUGUGUCUGCCAACCCGAAGCCGGAGCCCUUCGUGGACCACGCUGGCAUCCUGCGCGACUCCAAGACUGGACGGCCGAUCAACGGCCAGGCCCACGGCGGGUACAGUGAAUACGACGAUGGCUUGAUGCCGGGCUACUCGUUCUUCGACAGCGGCGAUGUCGAGAUGCUCGGCCGGCGCAAGCGCAUGCCGUCGUACUACAACACCGGCAAGAUCAUCCCGCUUGCGGAGUACAGCUGA
This is a messenger RNA of Rhodofomes roseus, 2259 nucleotides long. Its product is annotated as acyltransferase ChoActase/COT/CPT. Lineage: Eukaryota; Fungi; Basidiomycota; Agaricomycetes; Polyporales; Fomitopsidaceae. Gene Ontology annotation, biological process: carnitine metabolic process. Gene Ontology annotation, molecular function: carnitine O-acetyltransferase activity. The transcript has 12 exons. Gene Ontology annotation, cellular component: mitochondrion. The record is from RefSeq and is a predicted model, not a curated record. The coding region runs from base 1 to 2259 and encodes 752 amino acids.